AGACGACAUCUCAUUGAGACGUCGUCCUGUGUAUUUUCUGUCUCUUCUGUGUUUCAAUGUUUGCUUUCUACCCCAGCAUGCUCAGUAUUCGCCAGCUUGCCGGCAUUCAUAUGAUAAUUUGGCAAUAAUGACUUUAUGCAAUGAGAAGCCUGCAAUGUUGUUAAUCUGAAGCGUAGCUCAGUGGCUGUAGGCCUGAUGGUUUCGGUACUUUGACUGCACUGCUUACUGAGUGCGAGCUGUAGUAUGCCGUGAGCUCAUCAAAUGGCAGUGAGUUUACCGGACACUACAAUGUCACAAGAGCGACACGCCUGCUUCGUUUAGGGGUUUUGAAUUUGCGUGCUUCUUCAGGCUUCUUCUAAGUUCAGGCUGUCUAAACUAGCACCCGCAUGCAACCGUCGUCUGCAUUCGGUCCAGCGCUUGCUGCUGCGGUGUCACAAACUGUUGCGAACCUGCGGUUCAAAUGGCUCGCCGUGCCUUCCAGCUUUUAGCAAAAUUAGAUAAGGUACGGCAUUUUAACGGCGUUGCCCAAUUUCUCAAGAAGAAACUUCAAAAUCCUGGAGAAAGAAAUGUAUGGCAAAUUGCUAAGCAAUCCUGUUGCAUACGUGAAAUGUUCUAACAUCACAAACGUCCAGCGAUACGUUGAGCUUCACGUAUGUUGGGCUGAUAAACCUGGCAUUCUUCCAGAGCCUUCCAUUCUCUCGAGCUCCACUUCCUUAGUGUGCACAGGUGGUCGAGCUGCUCCUCUCCAACCUGUGUCCUCCUCGACGGGCCCCCUGGUCAGGUGACCUCCCCGUUAACCAAACAGCAUCGAGCUUUGCGGCCACGCUCAUCAGGCUUCACGAAAUGCUGAGCACCUAGCCAAAGAUUGGUUUCUGCGAAAAUUCAUACGUGGUGGGCGGCCUGCUGUCGGCGCACCUGCUCUCCCGGCAGGCGGGGGCGGAGCUGGAGCCCGGCUGGCCCUGCUCGGGGCCCCUGCUGCGCCUGGCGGAAGACGUCGCCAACAGGCUCCUUCCCGCGUUUGCGACCAAGACCGGCAUGCCGUACGGCACGGUGAACCUGGUGAGCGGGGUUCCGCGCGGAGAGACGAGCGUUACGUGCACCGCCGGAGUCGGGACCUUCCUGCUUGAGUUUGCAACUCUGAGCAGGCUCACCGGCAAUCCCGUGUUCGAGAGGACCGCGCUGAGGGCACUUGGGGCCCUCUGGAAGGCACGCUCGGCCAUCGGCCUGGUGGGCAACCACAUUGAUGUGCAGACCGGAAGGUGGACUGCGGUGGACGCCGGCAUCGGUGCCGGGGUGGACUCAUACUACGAGUACCUGGUCAAGGGGGCCGUCAUGCUGCAGAUGCCCCAACUGGUGCGCAUGUUCGCAGCGUACAAGGGGGCCAUUGAGAAGUACAUGCGGCGGGACGACUGGUUCUUCUGGGUCAGCAUGUCCUCUGGUCAGGUGACCAUGCCCGUCUUCCAGUCCCUCGAAGCCUUCUGGCCGGGGCUGCUGACGCUGACGGGCGACUUGGACGGCGCCCGCAAGUCGCUGUACAACUACCACCAGGUGUGGCGGCAGUACGGCUUCACCCCCGAGUUCUACGACGUGGUGCACAGCCAGGCGAACUCCAAGAGGGACGGCUACCCGCUGAGGCCAGAGCUUGUGGAGAGUGUGAUGUACCUGUACCAGGCGACCAAGGACCCCCACCUGCUCGAGAUUGGGGUGGACAUCCUCGAGUCCAUCGCCCACAGUGCCCGCACGGAAUGCGGCUACGCCACCAUCCGGAAGGUCCAGGACCACGAGCUGGAAGACCGCAUGGAGUCCUUCUUUCUGGCGGAGACCACCAAGUACCUGUACCUGCUCUUCAGCCCGGACCACUUCAUCCACAACAACGGGAGCCAAGCGGCCACCGUGCAGACGCCGUCUGGACGCUGCAUUCUCGAUGCGGGCGGCUACGUCUUCAACACGGAGGCUCACCCCAUCGACGUCGCGGCAGUCCACUGCUGCAGCGCCCACAAGGUUGCCGAAGAUGCCGCCCUGGAGCGCCUGGAGGAACUCCUGGACCUCAGCAAGCUGCUCGUGGACGAGCGGAGGGAGGAGUUUGUGAGGCCGCUUGACGACCACUUCGGGAACUACUUCGAGGACGGCGGCAGCAGUGCCGAAGAAUUUGUCGGCCCCCGUGGGACGGGGUCUUCAGACCCCGAUAACAGCGAAGCCUCUGUUGCUCAAGAGAUUGACGCUCGAACCGCGGACGCCGACACGUCGGUUGCCGUUCAGCACGAUGUAAAAGAUCCCGAUGUUCUUGCACCAAGGGUCGACCUUGGGGACGACCUUCGAGGUUGCAGCGCCCACGCUGAAGACGAUGCGUCGACAAGCUCUGGUGGGACAAAAUCCGUUUGUGCAAAAUCUGCCGACGAUGGCGAAACCACCAUUGCUAAAGAGGAUGACACUAGGACCGCCGACGUUGGUGUGCCAGUUGCUGCCGAGCGUGAUUUAAAAGAUCUCAAUGUCGUUGCAGCGGGUGAAGGCAGCACCGAAAUAGACGACAGUCCAGCCAUCUGCGCCAAGUCGGUCGGCACCGAUGCUGCCGUCGUCGAGGAAGGUUAUAGCGAGAUGAACGAAGCUGCGGGGAGUGAUACGGCUAAUGUCGCUAUGGCUGGAAAGAGUGACUCCGGCACCGUUGCGGCUGUAGUUGACGCAUUUGGAACCGGCGCUGGCGGGGACGUCGAGGAGGUUGAGACUGCGACUACCACGACAGGCAAAGCUAAGGCCGAUGAGGACGACACUGGUCGGCACGGUGCAGCAGGCGUCGGUGUGGAAUCUACAGUCCAGGGAAGCGUAGACCGCGAGCCUAACACGAUCAAAGAGUUUGCGAGCGAAGAUCCGACUGCUACUCCCGUCGGCGACUUUGACGUACGGCUAGAAGCGGAUGAGUCCAAAGGAGCGACGGUUGUGGCGGACACUUCUGACCGCCUCUCCCCCAAGGACCUUUCCGGGGACCGGAAUAAAGGGCACGUCGGAGGACGCCCCGAAGAAGUCUCGGAGCGCCCGUAUUGGCAGUCGGAAUUCCGAUCGGGGGAUUCCCCGGAGCAUGGCGAACGCGCAGACGGUGCGGCUCGACCCUCUGAAGCGUACAAAGGUGGCCCCGACGAAGCUGCUCCAGGGUCUCACUACGCCAGUGCUAAGGCCGAGGCCGUGGAAGCGUCGCAAUACGCAGCGACGAAAAAAGGCGCUCAGACGGACACCGUUAAAAAAUUCAACCGCACGCGAGAUAACGAAGGCUGGAGGGCGGAAGUGACGGAGGUCGACCUGACCUCGGAAAGCGACGAAGGCGAACUCGUCGAUGGGACUUCCGAAGGUGUCGACGGCCCUUCCGGCCGGGUCCAUUUCGAGAUCGCGGGGAAAGGAAGAAUCGAGGAAUUGAAGGACCUUUUAACCAGUGCCGUCGAACAAGCUGCGGCUGGUUUGCGUACGAGCGAAAAGGAAGAGAGCAAAAUGGAUGUAAAGUUGACGGAUGAACGGGGGACAGCGGCUUCGAGCAACGCGGCAAAAUUUGCAGACGGAGCCGGUUGGACUGCGCUCACGUGUCCGUCGCAGCCCUUCCUGUCGCGACUUGCAUUUCGAGGGGAAAUGUUCAAUGUCGACUAGAACGUGGUCCAGGGGGGCAUCCGAGGAAUGCGCGGAGCUACGGUGGCAAUUUGCCGUGACCUUGGCAUUCCAUAAAAAUUCUUCGAAAAGACAAUUACUAUUGCAAAGAAAAGAAUAUAGAUUUGUUUUGUAUAACUAC
Ixodes scapularis (black-legged tick) is the source of this 3769-nucleotide messenger RNA. RefSeq lists its product as uncharacterized. The record is from RefSeq and is a predicted model, not a curated record. Gene Ontology annotation, cellular component: endoplasmic reticulum; membrane. NCBI's taxonomy places the organism in Eukaryota, Metazoa, Arthropoda, Arachnida, Ixodida, Ixodidae. The coding region runs from base 1036 to 3630 and encodes 864 amino acids. Gene Ontology annotation, molecular function: calcium ion binding; mannosyl-oligosaccharide 1,2-alpha-mannosidase activity. The transcript has 8 exons. Gene Ontology annotation, biological process: endoplasmic reticulum mannose trimming; carbohydrate metabolic process; mannose trimming involved in glycoprotein ERAD pathway.